Molecule: messenger RNA, 948 nt
Organism: Rhagoletis zephyria (snowberry fruit fly)
Lineage: Eukaryota; Metazoa; Arthropoda; Insecta; Diptera; Tephritidae
Source: RefSeq, a predicted model, not a curated record
CAAACUUUAAAAGACUGUGUUGAUGGUUUUGACCGUCUCGGCUUUCCCCAAUGCCUUGGAGCAAUUGAUGGGUGCCACAUCGAAGUUAGGCCGAAUCCAGCCGAUGCAACCGACUACCACAACUAUAAAGGAUGGUAUUCUAUUGUUCUACUAGCUGUAGUGGAUUAUAGAUAUCGGUUUUUAUAUGUGAACAUUGGUGCUCCUGGACGAUGCAAUGAUUCGCAGAUAUAUAAUGCAUCGUUAAUGAAGCGAGUAAUGGAGGAGAACGAAUUACUGAAGGUCAGUAAGAAAGAAAUAGGUGGAGUACAAAUGCCUAUAUGGAUUAUUGGAUAUUCUGCGUUUUGGUUUUCCACCUCCUAAAUGAAGCCAUACGCGUUUUCAAUGGCCUUAACUGAAACACAAAAACUCUAUAAUUAUAAGCUUUCAAAGUGCAGAAGAGUAGUUGAGAAUGCAUUUGGCCACUUGAAAGGACGAUUCCGUCGUGUUGGAAAAGGUUUAGACAACCGAAUUGGGAAGGCACCCAUCAUUAUUAGAGCCUGCUGCGUCUUGCACAAUUAUUUAAAUGAAAUGAACGACACUAUAAAUGACAUGUGGUUGGAGAGAUUGCAAGAAGUGAACAGAAAUCUCGAAAAUCCUGAAUAUGUUACUAUAGUUGGAGACAAUCAACCCUCAGCUGAAGAAAUAAGGCAAGGACUAUGCAAUUAUUUUAGCUCAACCGCAGAAGCUGAGCUGCUAGGCAUUGGUGAUGAUGGCGAUGAUAGCGGCGGUGGCGGUGUGGUUGGCAGAGGAGUGAGAGGUGACGACAGCGGCGGUGACGGUGUAGGCAGUGGUGUGGUUGGCACAGCAGGAAGAGGUGAUGCCAGUGGUGAGGAAAAUGUUGGGCUGAGUGAUGACGGCAAUACUGGGGUCAGUGGUGAUGGCUGGGAUGCUAUAUCGGCUUCUGUUUAA